Hirsutella rhossiliensis is the source of this 861-nucleotide messenger RNA. RefSeq lists its product as uncharacterized. The transcript has 4 exons. Lineage: Eukaryota; Fungi; Ascomycota; Sordariomycetes; Hypocreales; Ophiocordycipitaceae. Bases 1 to 861 code for a protein of 286 amino acids. The record is from RefSeq and is a predicted model, not a curated record.
AUGCGCUCAAUCGGCAGCAUCAUUGCCGGGCUGUGCGUUGUCGGUCUCGCCGUCGCCGCUCCGCCCCCGAGUCCCGGCCGGCCGCCCCAGAUCUUGACCUGUCAUGGGCCUGUCACGACGAGCGGCGGCACUGGCCGAGUGUCGUUGGCCCCGCCCGUGCCCUCGUCGUCGCCGACUGGACGUGCUGAUUGCGCCCCUGGGGGCAAAUGCGACUGCACCAGGAUUGUGCACAAGAAUAGCGAGGAGUAUUUCCAGUGUGUGACCGAUCCCGAUUGCGAGAAAUGCCGGGCCGAGGCCUCCACUCGGAUCUCGAGGGCCACGUCGAGAAGCACCGCUUCUCCCUCCUUUUCCAACACGACGACCGACUAUCGCACCGUGACCCCUGGGACGUACACGGUGACGGCCUCGAACGUCGUCUCGGUCAUUGUCGUGCCGGUGCCGCCGGAGCGCACGCCCGAACCAGCCACGCCACCAUUGUCGUCUCCUUCGGCGUCGCUGCAUGUCGUCACCAUCGUCGAGACGACCGUCGUGACGGUAGGGCCCACGCCGAUGCCAACGACGGCGGCAGAGUCUGCCCCGGCCACGGUGUCGUCGUCCGAGGAUGCGGGAGCGACGACGGUACAGGAUGAGGCAAAGUGUCCGGCCGUUUGUAACUGUGUCAAGAUCAAGGACAAGAAAAGCCCCGACCCGCCGCCCAAGAGCAGCAGCACCUCGACGGCAACGACGACGUCCCCGGCCAAGCCCAAGCCGUCAUGCCCAGACUACUGUGACUGCUCCAAGAUCAAGGACAAGCAGAGUGACGAAUAUUUCCAGUGUACUACGAAUCCCAACUGUGAGAAGUGCCGGGGGGGCAGAAGGUGA